GUCAUCAUCCGGGAACUCCGAGCUGCUGACGCUUCAAACAGAGCGCGGCGUUUCUCAAACAGCGCGAGAUAAACACCGAGCCGUGAGGAGGCGGGUUAAUUAUUAUCAUUAUUAUUAUUUGUGUGUUUAGUUAAACGAUAUUACAUACCCGUUUGUAAGGCGUGGACGAGACUAAAAGCUAUUAAACAGAAUCCCGUGUGCUGCCAUGGACAGUGUGAAGAUGGAAUCUGUCCAGAUUAAAGAGGAGUUCCCUGAACUUGAACUUGUACCCAUUAGAGUGGAGUUCUCUGGGCUGGCUUCCCUCCCCAUUAAACAGGAGCUCUGUGAGAUGCAAUGUGACAGCAGCCAGCCAGAGGUCUCUGAGGUUAAAGCUGAGCACAAUAAAUGGGAGAUCCCCCAGACAGAAGAACCCCUUCCUGUUAAACAAGAAGAGGUGCUGGAAACUGUCCGUAUUAAACAGGAGCCCCCUGAAGUAGAGUUUGACCACAUGGAACCAGUGAAGGAAGAAUCCGAGGACUUCAAACCAAACAUCUCUGAGCUGGAGCCUGUACGCCUGCGGGAGUGUAGCGUGGUGCUGGAGAGAAUCUGCGUGAGAGAGCAAGGCGCUGGAGAGGAAGGCUCUCCCAACAGCACGCAAGGAGGUGGAAAGGAAGACGGGCGCUCCCAUUCAGAAUGCAGUCUAGCAGGUUCCAGUCCAGCAGCUAAAGUGAGGGCGGGAGCUGGAGAAUAUCCUGAUUGUGGGAAAGGUUUCACCCAGUUUGGGCAUUUUAAAACACACCAGCGAACUGACGCAGAAAAGAAACCGUAUCGUUGCUCUGACUGUGGAAAGAGUUUCAGUCAGUCAGGUACCCUGAAAACACACCAGCGAAUUCACACAGGAGAGAAACCGUAUUCCUGCACUCACUGUGGGAAGAGUUUCAGUCAGUCAAACAACCUUGUAUCACACCAGCGAAUUCACACAGGAGAGAAACCGUAUCGCUGCUCUGACUGUGGAAAGAGUUUCAGUCAGUCAAACAACCUUGUUUCACACCAGCAAAUUCACAGAGGAGAGAAACUGUAUUGCUGCUCUGAUUGUGGGAAGAGUUUCAGUUACUCAGGAACCCUGAAAGCACACCAGCAAAUUCACACAGGAGGGAAAACAUAUUGUUGCUCUGACUGUGGGAAGAGUUUCAGUCAUUCAAACAGCCUUGUUUUCCACCAGCGAAUUCACACGGGAGAGAAACCGUAUCGCUGCUCUGACUGCGGGAAGAGUUUCAGUUACUCAGGAGACAUGAAAGCACACCAGCGAAUUCACACAGGAGAAAAACCGUAUUGCUGCUCUGACUGUGGGAAGAGUUUCAGUCGGUCAAACAGCCUUGUUUCACACCAGCGAAUUCACACAGGAGAGAAACCAUAUCGCUGCUCCGACUGUGGGAAGAGUUUCAGUUAUUCAGGAAACCUGAAAACACACCAGCGCAUUCACACAGGAGAGAAACCGUAUUACUGCUCUGACUGUGGGAAGAGUUUCAGUCAGUCAGCCAGCCUUAAAACACACCAGCGAAUCCACAUAAGAGAGAAACCUUAAAGACUAUGUUAAUUGGGACUGUUUUAUCAUGAAGAAAAAAAUGUUAACCUUGCAUUAUGAAUUUGAAACAAAAACACUUUGGAAAUGUGAAAAAACGCCAAGUUCUCAAAAGUGCCCAGCCAUUUAACGUAGAGAUAUCAAAAACACAAGACAAGCUUCAAGAAACAAGUGGGGCAACCUUGCUCAGCACCAAGCAAAUGGGCACAACUGUAAAACCGAUGAGGGCCAAGGUUGCCCCAAUUUCACAACUAACACAUUUCUCAGUUUUAAUUCAGAAAUCAAUUGUUUCUACUAACUUGGCUUGUGUUUUUCAUGCAUUUGAUCCGCUUUUACUGUGUCUGAAAAACACAAGCCAAGUUAGUAGAAACAAUUGAUUUCUGAAUUAAAACUGAGAAAUGUGUUAAUUGUGAAAUUAAUUGAUUAAUUAUUUAACAAUAGUAAGCAACACUAAAACAACACCUAUGUCUAACUUGUAUUUAAAUUAGCAAAAUGUACUUUUUAAAGGUUGUUGUAUCAAAUUGAGUUCUAUCGCUCUGCCUCUCUGAGUCGUUGUCAGUGCUGGAGCCUUCAUCAUGUGACGCAGCACCCAGGCAGACUCUGCAUUCAGAGGAUAUAGAGGACUGCUGGGAAAGAGCCUUUUUGGUAGUGAAAAAAACAUGAAAAUAAAAAGUCACAACUAAUCAUGCAUUUUUUAAAAUGAUCCAAUGUGCAAUAAAUUUUAUUUUUUA
Acipenser ruthenus (sterlet) is the source of this 2292-nucleotide messenger RNA. RefSeq names its product zinc finger protein 660-like. Gene Ontology annotation, molecular function: RNA polymerase II cis-regulatory region sequence-specific DNA binding; DNA-binding transcription factor activity, RNA polymerase II-specific. The record is from RefSeq and is a predicted model, not a curated record. The coding region runs from base 206 to 1564 and encodes 452 amino acids. The transcript is spliced from 3 exons. Gene Ontology annotation, biological process: regulation of transcription by RNA polymerase II. Lineage: Eukaryota; Metazoa; Chordata; Actinopteri; Acipenseriformes; Acipenseridae.